AUGGGCAUCAACAGCUUCGAUGAUCAGAGGUUGAAGGGGCUGCAGGAUCUGGCGACAGUAGGAGAUGUCGAUAAAUUAUUUUCAGAACUUAUGAAGGAUCUAAAUGUUUUGGGGGAUAUUGAUAAGAUACUAUUUGUGACUACUCCCUUACACACAGCUGUAAGCCAAGGAAAGAUCAAUUUCGCCAAGGAAAUACUAAACUUAAUGCCAUCAUUUGCUCUGAAGCGAGACCAUCUUGGGCGUAGCCCCCUCCAUUUGGCUUUGGAAGGGAAGCAGCAGCUGCAGGAAGGGCUGAAUCCUUGUGAUCCGGAUUUGGAGUUGCAGUACCAGAAAAUUGUAUCAUGGUUGAUAAAACAUGACAGUGAGCUUGUCCGUGUUAAAGCAAAGGGAAUGGUUACUCCUUUGCACUAUGCAGCUCAACUAGAUGAUGAAUCCAGUUUGGAUGAGUUUUUGCGUGUUUGUCCAUCAUCAAUAGAAGAUUUGACUGUUAAAUCUGAAACUGCUAUCCAUGUCGCCAUCAAAAACAAGAGUUUGAAUGCCUUUAAAGUGUUGUUAGGAUGGCUUCGAUACUUCAACAAAGAAGAGAUGCUGCACAGUAAGGACGAGGAAGGAAACAAUGCAUUGCAUACAGCAGUAUCUGCAAAUCAACCUGAGGUGGUGAAGCUGUUGAUUGGAUGUAUGAAAGUGAAUAUAGAGAACAGUAAUGGUUUGACAGCUUUGGACAUGUUCAAGGAACGCCACGCUGAAGGUUUGGUAGAUGCAGCAGUUGGGGACAUUCUACUUACUGCUAAAGCGAAAACUGCAUCUGAACUCCAUGAGAUUGAGGGGAUCAGUUACUGUGCCCCUGCUUUUCCCAUCCAAUAA
This is a messenger RNA of Mangifera indica (mango), 864 nucleotides long. RefSeq names its product ankyrin repeat-containing protein BDA1-like. The record is from RefSeq and is a predicted model, not a curated record. Lineage: Eukaryota; Viridiplantae; Streptophyta; Magnoliopsida; Sapindales; Anacardiaceae. Gene Ontology annotation, molecular function: protein binding. The coding region runs from base 1 to 864 and encodes 287 amino acids. The transcript is spliced from 2 exons.